Molecule: messenger RNA, 1289 nt
Organism: Oryzias melastigma (Indian medaka)
Lineage: Eukaryota; Metazoa; Chordata; Actinopteri; Beloniformes; Adrianichthyidae
Gene: creg2
Product: cellular repressor of E1A-stimulated genes 2
Exons: 4
Coding region: 99-932 (277 amino acids)
Source: RefSeq, a predicted model, not a curated record
UCUCGCCCACCAGCAGAGGGCGCUGUAGAAUUUUCUCUCUGCUGCAGUUUGUAAACAAACACCAGAGUUUGUGGCGGAGGAGACCCCAGCUCAAUGACAUGAGGCCCCGCUGCUUCCCUCUGGCUCUGUUCGCCUGCCUUCUGUGCCUGGGACAGAGUUACACCCUCAGGAGCUCCGUGUCGUGGGUGGUGUCCUCCAACGAUGUGGACGUAGACGAUGCGGACCUGUCGGAGGAGGUCGCCCCGGCGUUGCUGGUGGACGGAGCGGGGCUGUGGAAAGCCAACGUCCUCGGGGACAGCAUAGAGGCCCCCCGAGAACAGGCCAAGGCCGAGGGGGACGCCGCUGCUGCGCGGCAGUCCUCUCGUCUGUUUUCAUACAGAAUAGAGAAGGUGAAGAAGGCUGGCAGCAGCGCUCCUCCUCCUCACCAGGAGACAGCCAGAACCGCCAGAUACAUCGCUCAUUACAGCGACUGGGGACACUUAGCCACUAUUUCAACUCUAGACAAGAUCAAGGGCCUACCUUUUGGAAACAUCUUUUCUGUCAGCGAUGGACCUCUGGACAACAGCACUGGAGUCAUCUAUUUUUAUGUGACUCCUAUGGACAACACUGUGGCAGACCUGAAAAGUAACCCGUACGCUUCUCUCACCUUCUCUGAGGCGGAGGGAGAAUUCUGCAGGCAGAUGAUGUAUGAUCCUGAAGAUCCCAGGUGUGCUCGUCUGACACUGACAGGCAAAAUGGUCGAAGUUCUCCCAGAAGAGCUCGCUUUUGCAAAGGAGGCAAUGUUCUCAAGACAUCCCGUGAUGGCCAAGUGGCCUGUGGGACACAAGUGGUUUUUCAUGAAGAUGGAUCUGGUUCAGGUCUGGCUGCAGGACUGGAUCGGUGGAGUGUCUCUCGUUCCAGUGGAGGACUAUUUCAAAGCGACACCCUUCUGAGGUUCACUCUUGCCUUACAUGAUGAUCCAUGGAAACAUGCAGAGCGUUUCUGGUUUUUUGCACCACAAGCAACACUCAACAAGCCGGGAGAAUUCACAAAGCAGGCGAAGCAAAGAAAACCUCUCUGUCAUGUUCAUAUAUGUUCAAAAUGAGGGGGAAAAUGAUGGAGAAAAGUAUCUAAACAUACACUACAUUGAGAGAGGAGGAGAAUCCUUGUUAGGAUGGUGCCUGAUGAUGCAUGAAUGUAUUAAUAUUCAAUAAAGUAUUAAAAAUGAACUAUAACAUGUAAUGUACAUUUUCAAAACAAAUGAAUUUUACAACUAUAUUAAAAUUAAACAAAGAAAGUAAUAAAAACUG